Messenger RNA from Gastrolobium bilobum, 2384 nucleotides. RefSeq names its product disease resistance protein RUN1-like. Gene Ontology annotation, molecular function: ADP binding. The coding region runs from base 237 to 2243 and encodes 668 amino acids. Gene Ontology annotation, biological process: signal transduction; defense response. NCBI's taxonomy places the organism in Eukaryota, Viridiplantae, Streptophyta, Magnoliopsida, Fabales, Fabaceae. The record is from RefSeq and is a predicted model, not a curated record. The transcript is spliced from 4 exons.
UAAAACAUGAUGUCUUCAUCAGCUUUAGAGGCACCGAUGUUCGGCGUGGUCUGCUUAGCCAUUUGAUAAAGGAAUUACGCCGCAAGGGGAUUGAUGUCUAUGUGGAUGACAGACUUGAGAGAGGAGAUGAAAUAUCAUCCACACUUCUCAGAGCAAUUGAAGGAUCACAGAUUUUAUUGGUCAUAUUCUCUAAAGACUAUGCUUCUUCAAAGUGGUGCUUGGAAGAGCUUGCCAAAAUGAUUGAAUGCAAGGAAACAAAUGAACAAAUCUUAAUUCCUGUUUUCUACAAUGUUGAUCCAUCUUAUGUGCGGCACCAACGUGGAGAAUACGGAGAUGCCUUAGCUAAACAUGAAGAAAAUUUCAAGGAGGCACAAAGUUUGAGAUCUGCUUUGAAGAAAGCGAGUUUAUUAUCAGGGUUUCAUUAUCCCAAGAAUUUUGAGAAUGAAUCUGAUCUCGUUGAUGAAAUUGUGGAAGAUGUUUUGGAAAAACUAAUCAAGUUUUGCCCAAGUGAAUCAAAUGGUCUUGUUGGAAUUGAUCAAAAUAUUGCACAGAUUCAAUCCUUAUUGAUACUGGAUUCAAGAGAAGUUAUAUUUCUUGGAAUUUGGGGCAUGGUUGGCAUAGGUAAGACAGCCAUUGCUCGUGCUGUAUUUGAUAAAUAUUCUCCUCAAUAUGAUGGUUGCUGCUUCUUGAAUGUAAGAGAAGAAUUGGAACAAUGUGGAUUGAGUUUUUUACGUGUAAAACUUCUUUCUGAACUAUUGGAUGGAGAAAAUCUACGUAGAAAUGGCACAAGCAAAGCAAGAUAUGUUGAGAAAAGGUUGAGUCGGAAAAAAGUUUUCAUUGUGCUGGAUGAUGUGCAUAGUUCAGAACAACUAAAAUAUCUGGUUGGUGAAUCAGUUUGCUUUGGACCAGGGAGUAGAGUGAUCGUAACAAGUAGAGAUAAGCAUGAACUUGUUAGUGGAGGAGUUCAUCAAAUACAUGAGGUCAAGGAAAUGGACUUUCAAGAUUCCCUUAAACUCUUCUGCUUAAAUGCCUUCAAUGAAAGCCAGCCCAAAAUGGGAUAUGAAAAGCUAUCUAAAAAAGUAGUUGAUUAUGCCAAGGGCAAUCCAUUAGCUUUAAAAGUUUUGGGUUCAGAUUUCCAUUCCAGAAGUGAAGAUACAUGGAAGUGUGCACUAAGAAAACUCAAGAAGUAUCCCAAUGAGAAAAUUCAAAGUCUGUUGAGAUUCAGUUAUGAUGGACUACAUGAAGUAGAGAAAAAUGCUUUUCUAGAUAUUGCAUUCUUUUUCAAAGAAGAAGACAAAGAUUAUGUCAUAAGGCUCCUAGAUGCUUGGGGUUUCUAUGGAGCUAGUGGAAUAGAGGCUCUCCAACGGAAAGCUCUUAUAACUAUUUCAAAUGACAAUAGAAUACAAAUGCAUGAUUGGAUACAAGAAAUGGGUUGUGAAAUAGUUCGUCAAGAAUCUAUCAAAUAUCCUGAAAGACGCAGCCGAUUGAGGGAUAACGAGGAGGUCUAUGCUGUAUUGAGAAAUAACCAGGGAACUGAUGAGAUGGAGGCCAUCCAAAUAGAUGUUUCUCAAAUUAGAGAUUUAACCUUGAGUAUUGACACUUUUCGAAAGAUGCGUCGUCUAAGAUUUCUCAAACUUUAUUACCCUUUGCAUGUUGAGCUUUCUAUGCCGCCAAGCCACAAUCAUCCAUAUAUUUUGUCUCUCCAACAACAAGUUGCUUUGAUUCUAUCUGGGUGCAAAGAACUCAUGAGCAUUGGAAGUGAGAUUCAUAUAAAAUGUCUUCAUUACCUUCUUAUCGAUGGAUGCUCAGGUUCCAAGGAAUCUUCAGUGUUACCAAAGGAAAUAAGGCAGCAAAACUUAACAAACCCUGGAAUGGACAUGUUGAACUCAUCCAUUGGGCACCUCAACAAUAUUGAAUGGUCAGAUAGGAAUGGUAUACAAUUUAAGAAUCUACCCAACGAGUUAUUUUGCAUGAGAUCAGUGUAUUACCUAAGGCAUUCUAAGAGCAGAGGACAAGACAGUGGGAAACCCAAGCUACAUAUUCUAUUUGAUGGGUUAAGCUAUUCUCAACGUAUAUCUUUGAAAGAGUUGUAUGACUUACGUGAACUAGCACUUCCUCAGAAUAUCAGUGCUUUUUCUUCUAGAAAAUCGACACUUGAUGGAAGCAUCGUGGAGAGCUUGCCUCGGUUCAUCAUUCAAUCGCUGGAUGCUUUGUUAAAUGAAAGCUACAAGGUCUUUCGCUAACUUGUGUGAGCUCACUCCUACAUCACUGUCUUCAUCCGAGUUAUGAAUUAGGCCUAGAGAAUGGUAAAGUUUACGUUGCACCGUUCAAAAUGAGGUAUUACCUAUGGAACAUGUGACAUUGGCCAAAUAAUAGAUAUAUUA